Cladophialophora carrionii CBS 160.54 is the source of this 1044-nucleotide messenger RNA. RefSeq lists its product as uncharacterized. The transcript is spliced from 2 exons. NCBI's taxonomy places the organism in Eukaryota, Fungi, Ascomycota, Eurotiomycetes, Chaetothyriales, Herpotrichiellaceae. The record is from RefSeq and is a predicted model, not a curated record. The coding region runs from base 1 to 1044 and encodes 347 amino acids.
AUGUCUUCAGCCGUCAAGUCCGUGGCGGAGAUACCCACCGUCUCUCAGCUUUUCCGCAGAGGAGAGCUCAAACCCUCAACGGAAGAAGACCUGCCCACCCCCAACCAACAGCUCAACAACAAGGUCUGCACUUACAAGGGCGACAUCACUAAACUCGAAUGUGACGCGAUCGUAAAUGCUGCCAAUAGGAGACUUCUUGGCGGAGGUGGCGUUGACGGUGCCAUCCACAGAACCGCCGGCCCCGGUCUUCUUCGAGAAUGCAGGACCCUAAACGGUUGUGAGACCGGCUCUGCAAAGAUAACAGAUGCGUACAAUUUGCCCUGCAAGAAAGUCAUCCACGCGGUCGGUCCGGUCUACGAAAGUAUCGAGGAGUCAGAACCUCACCUUCGCAGCGCUUACCGCACGUCUCUCAAGCUUGCCGUUGAGAAUGACUGCAAAACCAUUGCCUUCCCUGCUAUCUCGACAGGUGUCUACGGCUACCCCAGCAAGGCUGCAGCAAGAGCGGCCUCCAGGGAGGUCUACAGGUUUCUGACAAAACCAGAGGGUCAGAAGCUGGACAGAGUCGUUUUCUGCAACUUCUUGGACAAGGAUGUUACUGCCUACGCUGAGUGUCUCCCGCAUGUCUUUCCCCCGACCGAGGAUGACCUGUCCCAUACAGGUGAGUGUACCUCUGAUGCAAAUGGUUCCCCCAAGGAGAUGAUACCAACCGAUUCGCAGACCCGCCCGAAGAAAGCCUAUGAUUCUGGUCAUGCUUCAAAGUGCGGAGUGAUGAUCGGUCAAACAGCUACCGCUCCUUCGACCGAUCAGACAGGCAAGGAUACGCCUGGAGGUGCAGUUGUCCGUCAAUCCAUCUCUGCGAAUGCUGCAACGUCGCCCGAUAGCAACGACAAACCCUCAGCCAAGACAAGCCAUGAUGCGAGCAGCGGCAUUCCCACUAUACAUGGAGACCGCCAUGUUCGGAAAAUCACCUGGAAGGGCAUUGACAGCCUUGCGGAUGUGGUGGAGCAUACCAACAAUGCUUCCGCGACGCGUACUUCGAUUUAG